Messenger RNA from Sinocyclocheilus grahami, 1506 nucleotides. Its product is annotated as protein FAM13C. The record is from RefSeq and is a predicted model, not a curated record. NCBI's taxonomy places the organism in Eukaryota, Metazoa, Chordata, Actinopteri, Cypriniformes, Cyprinidae. The coding region runs from base 1 to 1485 and encodes 494 amino acids. The transcript is spliced from 12 exons.
AUGGAGGCUGUGUGUGAAGAGAGUUUGCACAGGUUUUUGGGAGCUGUGCGUGUCGAUUGGAGGAACCAGUUCUGUGUCACCCCACCCAACAUAAGCUUCACAUUCUUACUGACAGAGGAAGACAAACCUCAAACCCCUGAGGGCUCUUUGCUGAAGCUCCAGGCUCUGGAGGGAGACACCAGCCCUUCUUCAGACACCUCUCCCGAAGAAAGUCCACCCAGCCUGGGAUUCAAAGACGAAAUCCUGAUUCCUUCGUGCAAUGGCGUUGGGCAAGAGCACAGCUCACCAGACUGUAGGCUGGCAGAGGGUGACUGUAGCAGUGAUCUCCAGCAGAGCCCGGGGCCCAGUCGACUCAUCCAGCACAUCACAGAUGACAACAGCCCCCUGCCCUCCCCACGCUGCUCCAGCCUCAGCCGGAGCCAACGCUUCAACACAGACCCUGAAUGUGCCCCGUCUCCACCCUGCGCACAGCAUCUCAUCAUGGCUCGUGGAGUUGUUAGAACAGAGGUUCCUGGAGAUGCAAAGGAAGCUACUUCCAUCCCACUCCUCACCAAACACAUCCAAACUCUCAAGAGGAAAAUACGCAGGUUUGAGGAGCGCUUUGAGCACGAAAUGAACUAUAAGCCUUCACAUAAUGAUAAAUCGGCCAAUCCAGAGAUGUUCAAGCUCAUAAGUGAACUAGCCAGGUCUCGCAAGCAGCUCAAAGAUUUGAAGCUUAGACAGACAUUUGAGGAAUCCCGGACACAUGAGAACAACCAGUUCACAGAUAUUUGCAGGUACACCAACGGCCAGCAGGAGAUGCCAGAGCAGCAGCACAAGCCCUCUCUGGAGGAGACGGUGGACACACUCCUGAAACUACUACGGGAGAAACGCCAGGCCCUCGGCCUCCCAGACAACAUGAAGGAGAUGACCCAAAGACAGAUGGCCCUGGAGAAGAUCACUCUACAAAAAUGUCUGCUGAAUUUUGAGAGCCUACACGGCCGCCCUGGCACCAAACAAGAGAAAAACCUGGUAAAACCUCUCUAUGAUAGAUACCAGAUGGUGAAACAUCUCCUGUGUGCGACUCCCACUAUUACAACUAUAGAAGAAGAAGAAGGCUCAGAUGAUGACUCUGUUCGGUACACACCCCCACCCCUGUGCCUCACUGAUAAGAGAGGCUGUGGGGAGGAGGAGGGAGACAGUGACCCAGCCUUUGUGUCUCCGCUGGAUGAGAUCAAGACAGUGAGACAUUCAGCCAUAACCAUGUCCAACCUCCACGAGGCCUCCAGGUCUGAGUUGCUGGAGUGUUUGCGUGAGACUCGAGCCGAGAAGAAGAGACGACGUAAAGUCAUCAGAGAGUUUGAAGAGCAGUUUCUCACACAGAUGGGAAGAACUGCACAAAAAGAUGACCGAAUCCCCAUGGCCGAGGAGUACCAGGAGUACAAAAGUCUUAAAGCCAAAUUACGCUUACUGGACGUGUUGCUCAGCAAACAGGAAACCACAUAGACUAUCUGAGUUAAAGAGAUU